Molecule: messenger RNA, 7383 nt
Organism: Petromyzon marinus (sea lamprey)
Lineage: Eukaryota; Metazoa; Chordata; Hyperoartia; Petromyzontiformes; Petromyzontidae
Product: ATP-dependent RNA helicase homolog DQX1-like
Cellular component (GO): intracellular anatomical structure; spliceosomal complex
Molecular function (GO): helicase activity; RNA binding
Source: RefSeq, a predicted model, not a curated record
GGCGUGGCCACAUAUGUAAGUGGGCGGAGCCUCCCCCAGCACGGAGACCCGCAGAGACGUGCGCGGUGGGCUGGCCACGUUACAUUGCCCACGUGUGCGUCAGGGCCAACGGGCUAUGGUGUGGUAUGGGCGCCUCUGCCAAGAUAUAACAACAGCACUCAGGCGCAAUGGCAGAAUGCGAUCAACAUCUCGCGCAAGAUAAACCCGCGGCGGACAACAACGCCGACGAUGACCACGAUCUUCCCGCCGGCACUGCCGCGGUCCACGUCAACGGAGGCGGCCACCACGAUGGCGCGGAAGGCGCCAUCGACGCCGACGAGGACCUCGACCUGGAGAUCGACAACGGAGACCAUGAGGACCUGGGCUGCGGCUCCGCGACCGCGAUGGAGAGCAACCCAUUUGAUGGGCUGCCCUUCUCGUCGCGCUACUACGCGCUGCUGAAGGCGAGGCGAGCGCUGCCCGUGUGGGGCGCCCGCGAGAUGUUCCGAGAGCGCAUCGCGAGCUACCCCGUCAUACUCGUGUCCGGGGAGCCCGGCGUCGGCAAGAGCACACAGAUCCCGCAGUGGUGCGCGGAGUUUGCACUGUCGCGGGAAUGCGAGCAUGGCACGGUGGUGUGCGCGCAACCACACGCCAUGGCCGCCACCAGCUUGGCGGUGCGCGUCGCCGACGAGAUGGACCUUAACGUCGGCCACGAGGUUGGCUACUCGGUGCCUUUCGAGGACUGCUGCACGACGGACACGAUCCUGAGGUUCACGACGGACGAGAUGCUGCUGCGGGAGCUCACGUCGGACCCCCAGCUGGAUCGCUACGGCGCCAUCGUGCUGGACGAGGUACAGGAGCGAUCUCUGUCCACCGACGUGCUCAUGGGCCUGCUGCGGGACGUCGGCCGCCAGCGACCGGGCCUGCGGGUGGUGCUCGUGGCCACGCCGUGCGCCGCCGAGGCCCUGCACCGCUACUACGGGGACGUGCCGUGGAUACGGCUCGACCCGCCGGUGCCGUCCUCUACCUCCUGCUCCUCCGCCGACAGGAGCGGCGGCGGCGGCGAUGACCACGCCUGUUCUGCAGGAGAAGUGGUGGGUCAGCAGGGACAGUUGGUGUACACUGGCGUAGAGACGGAGCAGAGGGACGUGGUGCGAGCAGCCGUUAAGCUGGUGUUGGAAAUCCAUCGUGCAGCUCAGCCGGGAGACGUGUUGGUGUUCCUGCCCUCUGACAAGGACGCGAGCACGGCGUACGAGCAGGCGCGCCGCGAGGCCCGCCAGCUGUCGCCGGCGCUGGGGGAACUGCGGCUGGUGCCGCUGCUGCCGGGACACCCGGGCGGCGCGGGCGCCCUCUACGACGCGGGAGGCGCCGCGGCGACUGCGAAGGGGCGCGGGGGCGGCGGCGGCGGCGGCGGCGGCGCUAGCGGCGGCGGCGGCUUCCUGGGCGUGCGGGGCCGGCGGCGCAGGGUGGUGCUGUCCAGCGGCAUUGCCGAGUCGGCGUUCUCCUUCGAAGGCGUUCGCUUUGUCAUUGACUCGGGAUUGGAGACCAAAAAUGUGUACAACCCCAGGAUCCGCGCCGACUCGCAGGUCGUCCGUCCUAUCAGCAGAAGCCAAGCGGAGAUGAGGAGGAAGCGAGCCGCGGGAGCAGGCAAGUGCUUCCGCCUGUAUCCAGAGUCGGUCUUCAAGGAGAUGCCCGAGCUUCCUCCGCCACGCGUCCUGGAGUCUAACCUCACCCGACUGGUUUUGCUGCUGAAGAGGCUGGACAUAGCGGACAUGGGCCAGUGCGACUUUGUUGAUCGCCCAGCCCCGGAGGCGCUCAUGCAGGCCCUGGAAGACCUGGACUACCUGGCGGCGCUGGAUAACGAUGGGAACCUGUCGGAGGUCGGCAUCAUCAUGUCGGAGAUCCCACUGGACCCGCAGCUGGCAAAGGCACUGCUGGCCAGCUGCGAGUUUGACUGCGUCACGGAAAUGCUCACCCUGGCCGCCAUGCUCACAGCCGGCCCUUGCUUUACGGCGCCCCCCGCAGGCGCAGAGGCGAAGGCGCACGCUGCUCACAUCCGACAUUUUCACACCGAGGGGGACCAUUUCACCCUCAUCAACAUCUACAACGCCUUCAAAGCCGCGAACGAAGAUGAGCGCUGGUGCCAGGAAAACCACAUGAGCUCCGUGGUGCUGAAGCAGGCCGAUGCCAUCCGGGCCGAGCUGCUGGACAUCCUGCAGAGGAUCGAGCUGCCCAUCUCGGCGGCCAACUUUGGCUCGGAACACAACACCGCCAGUAUUAGAAUGGCCCUCCUGUCCGGGUACUUCAUGCAGGUUGCCCGGGACGUUGACGGCGCGGGACACUACCUGAUGCUGACGCACAAGCACGUGGCGCAGCUGCACCAGCUGAGCUGCUACCGCGAGCUGGCGCCGGGCGCGCGCCCGCCGGCCUGGGUGGUGUACCACGCCUUCACUGUCUCCGAGGACAACUGCCUGAACAUCGCCACCGAGAUCUCGCCGGACAUGAUGGUGCAGCUCGCUCCCCAGUACUACAUGAGCAACUUGCCGGCCAGCGAGAGCCGUGACAUUCUGCAGGAGGUGGUGGCGAGGCUGGCGGUUGCCAGGAACGGGGCGGAGGGGAACGCCGGGCUCCCGGAUGACGAGGACGUGGCGACGGGGAAGGCCAGGUCCCGGGAAACCGGACGCGGCGCCUUGGAGCACCAGGACGAGGAGAUGUGUGUCCUGCAGUGAUGGGAAGCGACGUCACGGCGGUGGGGAGUUAGUUCUUGGGGGGGGGGUGGGGGGGUCAACGUAUUUGUUUUUCUCUCUCUCCACUCGAAUAUGUACACGUAUGUUUUUUGUCUUUUUCCCUCGGUUCUAUUUCAGCUGCGCUAUCGGCUUUGUCUGCCAUGCGACGAAGAUGUCCGUGUGUGACUCGCAAAGCAAGUGCAUCCGGGUGUUGUUGUUAGAGAAUGGCCCGUGGAAGGAGGUGUCACAGAACUGCCUUUGAAGGCUCUUCAAGUGAUGUAUUUGAUUUCCCAGUCUGGGCGCUGCACUUUCCCACGCACCCUGAUACAGAGAAAUGUUCAUCGCAUGGCAUUCAAACUGAUGACGUUCAUUCUCCGAGCUGGAAUUUGGCCAGAUUAAGUAUGCAACCAAACGUAUCUUUUGCUGGUGUUUUCAUUCCACAGUCAUUAAUGAGUGGGCUGAGACCAUAAAUUCACUACCCUCGAGAACCUGGUUUAAUCACAGUGUCUGAAACCCAGAAUCAACUCCAGGUUCAAUGAUCUGAUCCUUGACCUGUCUGGCCACCUGAGGGUCAAUAUGUUAAGUAUUCUUUUUACCCUUCUCAAGUUCCAUCUUUUGGGAGUUCAAGUGUGCAGGAAACAUUUUGGUAUUUCCAAAAGUUAUUUCCCCCCCAUAGCGAAGAAAGCAUUGUUAUUUGGUGUGAAAGAGAAGGCUCGAAAAACGCUUAAUUCAAUGUUUAAACAAGGCUUUAUUGAGGUUUGUUUAAAUUCGAGUCAUAAUUUGCCGUGACUUUUGCACGUCAUUUCAAGUCAAUUUCAAAUGCAAAUUAACCUUAUGAUUUAUACCCCACGGUGGUGGGAUUUUUAACUAGUUCCCCUGGUAUACAGGAAUUCGUGGGUUCGAUCCUGACCCUGACGCCUGCUGUCCAUUUGGAGUUUGCAUGUUCUACCCGUGGUCGCAUACAUUUUUUCUCCAGGUCCUCUGGUUUUUUUUCUCCACAAUUAGAAAAUUGUGUUUUGAGUAUUUGGCCGCUAUAAAUGUCCACAUGAUACGCCACUUUUGUGAGCAAUCAUUUAUUGGCCAGGUCAUUUCUGAAAAAUAACUAUAUAACUCAGUGAGCCUUACCUGGGAAAAUAAAAAUAAUUAUAAUGAAGGUCACACACUCUAAAAUAAGUGGCCUUUAUUACUCGCCUAUGCACUCAAGCUUACAUGACGCUGUACGAUUUUUUAAACAGAGAGCAUUAGGGACACAUGGGCAGGUGCCGCGUUGAACUUGGUACCUGUGCUGGUGCUUAGUUAUAUUCCUUUCCCACUGUACAAUUGAGUCAUGCCGGAGCAGUGCUGAGGAGGCAUCAGGUUGAUUUUCCACUGCAGAAGCCAAGCCGUUCUGCUGACAUCACACGCGAUGAACGAGUCGGCGCUUAUAAGCGACGCAGUGACAUUGCCCUCACAGGGCAAUGACUGAUGCCACGGACGAUUGUCCCGCUUUGUUUGACCCUAAGCUACUAGAUUCAGUUGCCUCAUGAGACUGGAGUAUAGCGGUUUGGUUCAGGCUUGGUACGGCAAAUAGCCAGUGGAAAACAACCCGUGCUGUGAGAGCCCCAUGCUAGCUCGGCUCGGAUGUGCCAAUGGAAAAGGGGUGUUAAAUGUAUAUAUGACAAAUCCAGGAUUUACUUUCUGCAUUGUGACAUUGCGGCAGUGGAUAGAUUAAUGGCUGUGUUUCAACUCGGCGAUGAGGCUGAAUGUUUAAUGCCCUUUUUUUAAUUAAUUCACCCCUGUUACUGUAUUUCAAACAUUGUCCAUCAAGGUGUCCACAUCAAUCAGUUUUCUGCAUCAACCCAUGUAGGGUUUACCGGCCACCGAAAUGUGACCUUGGUCACACGAUGUCAUGGAUCGCGUGCAACAUGGUUGCAUCGGUGGCUGUACCAAAACCGCCCGUAGCUGUGCACUUCUUGAAUAUUCUGAGAAUGUUAGAGAGCAGAGCUGAAUUAUUGACGUCUACUUUUAUAUUGAAUGCAUAAAGUUAACGAGGACAGCUGUUUAAAAUCUCUUCGAUGUUUACACGAAACGUUGGUACAAAAUUUCGGGUAGCUCCUUGCUAAGCAUUAUAAUUGUGCAACACUCCACAUCCCGUGGUUUGAAUAGUUAAACAUCUAUAUUGCAUGCAUGAGAGGAAUAAUGGUAAGUUAUUUGAUAACAGCAUCAGCGUAUAUUUAUAGUUAAUUCUGGGGAGGUUCUUGCACACAAAGCGAAUAGCUUGUACGGUGAUUUUUUUGGGAGCAAGUCUGUAUAUAUAUGGAAAUUGUAGAUAAUUUAUCUUGCAAAUGUAUAUCUUGGCACAGGAUGAGUAAAUUCUGUUUUUGAACAUUCUGUGUUUGGUAGAGCAUUGUAAAUUGGAAUGCAUUGCUACAUUCGCGUAUGUGUAACGCACGUCAUGUGGUUCUGUGGUAGCAUAAGACAAUAUUAAAUAGUGCCAAAGUUGGAAUCGGCGAGCAAGUGGCUUCCUAGUCCACUUUCAUGCUUUAUCUUUUAUUUUGUGGAUUUAUUUUAGGUCCAGCCUACCUACUCUGGCUGUUCCACCAUAUGUAGCUUCCAUUUCAUGUCAAAAUGUGUUGCCACGUGGUGCCAAAAAUGCACUUAAGAACGUGCAUGACCUUGAUUAAUAGUGAUGAGGAAUGUCAUUCAAUAAGUGAAUCGGCGCAAAAGUACAACGCCCUUGAUACAAAAGGGUUCACUGCUGUGACGCAGUGGUUAGCGCACCGGCAACCGCUCUAUGAUUCCUGGCUAUGGCUUACAUUGGUGGCGAGUGAUAUCUGAACUGGUUCUGAGCCUCCCUGCCCCCUUCAUCGACUCGCGCUGACCAACGCAGUGAAGUACGGGUCAGACAGUGCCCAUAACCGCCACGAUGUGUGGAGGGGCCUUCAUCCAGCAGUGGAUUGACAAAGCUGAGAACAUUAUUUAUUAGUGCACAGCAGCUUUAUGUACACUUGUGUACAGGAAUUAAUUUAUUUUCAAAUUGAAUAAGAUCGCAAAAUUCAACGUUCUCAAAGUGCAUAUAUUACAUUUAAAAACGCUUAAAACCGCCAUUAUAAACUUUUAAAUGUUUUGCACAUAGGUACAAAUGGGUAAUUGAAUUGGUUGAAUCCCCUUUCCUCAGGAAAAAAUGUGGGUUUAUUAUUUUGUUAUGAUUGGUGGAAUAAGAUGAUACGUAAUGUCUUUUCAUUAUUAUUUUUCCGUGAACAAAAUAUUUGAAUUACUGUUGUAUUUUGCACCUCAGAAAAAGGCUAACGUUGAUUGUUGCAUUUUUUUGUAAUGAUGCAAAUGUAUUGAAAAUUGAGCUCUUUUUUUCUUAAGCCUCGCACACACAACUGUUUCCUAGUGUACGCUUGAUGUGUCUUUCUUUCCAGAGGUAAGGAAAUUUGUUUCUCUGAGUAGACACGGGGCCAGAGUACAGAACUACUUAAGACGUCGCAGCAAUAUCGUAACUUCAUUUUAAGAUAAUAUUUGCCGUAUCUCCAAGUAUAUAAGAGGGUUUACAAUGCUGGGCUUUAUAAACUUGAGAAAUAUGUGUGGUCAGCACUACUCGUAAGUAGAUUUUUACCGAUAAUAGAGCAACGUUAAUGACGUGAAUAAUAUUACGCGAAUCACAUUAAUUAAUACGAUCAACAUUAAUAACAAUAUACACUACUUACCUCUGCACAGACCAGCUAAAACGGGGCACGGUGUCAUGCCGGCCAUGUUGUAGGGGUUGCGUUCCCGGCUGGUCCAGUGGAAAGUAAUGACAAUCCCGAGUAAUAUAUCUUGCGAGUGAGAGUUACAAUUUCACAAUGAUUCCCAUAUUUACUUUGACAUGCAUUCCGUUUUCCACUUACGACAUUGCAGCCUGCCAUACGUAAGGUACAUCUUUAAUAUAUUUUUCUUUGUUCUGGCCCCCUGUGUUCUACUUUCAGAACCAAUCAAGAUAGACUGAAUACAAGUCAUAGAUCAUGUAAACUGCUUUAAAAAAAUUCUCAGCAAUGUUUCUGUAUUUUUUGUGUGUAGUUGUUUCCUAGUAAAAUGCCUUGCUUAACAUGCAGCGUAUGUUUGCCGAUUGACAGAAAUGGUCAUGCCAUUAAAUGUCUAAAAGGAAGGCCGAUGGCAAUUCACUUUUGAAUGUUUGCAGCGCGAUUGCAUUUUUUUCAGUUUUACCAAAUUGUUUAAAGCUUCGAUGUUUAAUGCAUCCUCUGUUUCACUCGUGUUGUUCAGGCAUGAAGUUUUGUUUUCCUUCAUGCAACGCGGAGUUCACAUGUUGCAUCUGUGCACUUUUCUGUAAUUCUGUAUUCGGAAUUGUGUGCGUGUAUAUAUGAAGGGGGGAAACCUCGUUUGAGGAGUUGUGCUUCAUCACCAGCAUUGAUGUGGCCGAGACACUUGAAAUAGAGAAUUUGGAGAUAAAGUUUUGCUCGAAUUGUUCCAAUUGUCCUCGAAUAUUUAGCACUAAUUAUAGAGGUGAUGGUUUUAUUUCUUCGACAACAGGUUAAGCUAUUUUAAGUUGGUAAUUUUUUUUAAGUUUGAGUUUAUGAACACUGAUAUUAAAGUCCGUUUCAACUGAUACGGUAACUUGGGUGUGAAUUUUUUUUUCACCUUUUUGAUUGUGUAAUCACAAUACUAUUUACAUAUAUAUAAAAGACAAAGUUGUGAA